Messenger RNA from Tyto alba (common barn owl), 1977 nucleotides. It is a transcript of the gene PKD2L2, whose product is annotated as polycystin 2 like 2, transient receptor potential cation channel. Gene Ontology annotation, biological process: detection of mechanical stimulus. The transcript is spliced from 14 exons. Gene Ontology annotation, cellular component: membrane. The record is from RefSeq and is a predicted model, not a curated record. Bases 1 to 1947 code for a protein of 648 amino acids. NCBI's taxonomy places the organism in Eukaryota, Metazoa, Chordata, Aves, Strigiformes, Tytonidae. Gene Ontology annotation, molecular function: calcium ion binding; calcium channel activity.
AUGGAGCCGGCGGCAGCGCGGCAGCGGCCCGCGGUGGACCCCAGGCUGAGCGGCAGCGGUGCCGUAAAACCGCGGGUCAGUUGCAGCCGGGAACUGGAACUCAAAACUACCCUGCGGGAGCUGGUCAUCUACAUUGUCUUCCUGACGGACCUCUGUAUAGUGACGUUUGGUAUGGUGAACAUGGAAAUGUACUACCUGAACAGAGUCAUGUCCUAUGUCUUCCUGGAGAACGACUCUGAGGACGGUAGUGGUGGUUUCAGCACUAUUGGGAACAAAGAUGAUUUCUGGAGGUAUGCAGAGGGACCCUUGUUGGAUGGACUCUACUGGGACAAAUGGUAUGACAACACGACGUUAACCAUCCAGAACAACAGGAGCUAUAUUUACUAUGAGAAUUUGCUGCUAGGAGUACCCCAGAUUCGGCAGCUGAAAGUACGCAGCAACACUUGCUCCAUCUACCCAUAUUUCCGUACUUUUUUAGAAGACUGUUACAGUGACUAUAAUUACCGAGCUGAAGACAGGUCUGAUUUUGGUCUAGGGAACGAAUCUGAGUGGAAAUACACCUCGGCCCGCUCGUUAUCCCCAUGGUACUGGGGAUCUAUGGCCUUGUAUGGCAGUGGAGGAUAUAUAUUCACCUUACCUAAAUCAAAGAAGGAGAGCAUGGAGAAGUUGCAGUUUCUCAGGCAGAACGGCUGGCUCACUAGAGGAACCAGGGUUAUAUUUAUCGACUUCUCAACAUAUAAUGCUAACUUAAACCUCUUCUGUGUAAUCAAGUUGGUGGUGGAGUUCCCUGCUACUGGGGGUGCUCUCACCUCUUCACAUAUCUACUCUGUGAAGCUCCUCAGAUACGUCACGUAUUAUGAUUACUUCCUGGCUUCUUGCGAAAUCAUCUUUUGCCUCUUUAUUGUUGCAUUCAUAAUCCAGGAAACUCUAAAAAUUGUAAAACUGAAAAAGGACUAUUUCAGAAGUGCCUGGAACUGGCUGGAAUUGUUGCUGCUGGGGGCAUCCAUCCUUGCUAUCACCUUCAACAUCUACCGCACUGUAGAAGUGUCCCUGCUAAUGGAAGAGCUGCUCUCUGAUGCUCAUGUAUAUCCAGACUUCUAUUUCCUUGCAUUCUGGCAAGUCCGUUACAACAACAUGGUUGCUAUCAACAUCUUCUUUGCUUGGAUCAAGGUACUGAUAUUUAAAUAUGUAAGCUUUAACAAAACUAUGACGCAGCUGUCCUCCACUUUAUCUCGCUGUGCCAAAGACGUCAUUGGAUUUGCCAUCAUGUUCUUCAUCAUUUUCUUUGCCUAUGCCCAGUUAGGCUAUCUGGUCUUUGGGUCGCAAGUUGAAGAGUUUUCCAAUUUCCAAAACUGCAUCUUUACACAGUUUCGUAUUGUGCUGGGAGAUUUUAAUUUUGAGACCAUAGAAGAUGCAAACAGAAUCCUUGGACCUAUUUACUUCAUCACAUUUGUAUUUUUUGUGUUCCUCGUAUUGCUGAAUGUGUUUUUGGCUAUCAUAAACGACACCUAUUCAGAAGUCAAAGCAGCCUUUGAAGUGAUACCCAGUCAGGAACUUCAUAUUGGAGACUUCUUCAGACAGGGUUGCAAUAAGGCCCUUAUCAUGCUUAAGUUGAAGAAACCAGAGACGGGUACAAAACCAGCAGACGAGAGCUUGGAAAGAAAGGAUAGUUCUAAGCUUUCCAUUGGAGACAGCGUUAGUGAAAAGAACAUUCUGACAUUAUCAAGGCUACAGCGAGGGAAAGAAAAACUUCGUGACAAGUCUCCAUCUACUGAGGACGGGAACUCAGUCACAGCUGAGAGCUACGUCUCCAGUGCAGAAUUUCAGGAGCUCUUCAAGUAUGCUGCUGAGUUGGGGAGGGAAUUAAACAACACUAAUGUGCAACUCAGGAGAGUUAUGAGAAGCGUGCAAAAACUGAAGGCUUCUUCCAGCAAAACAGAACAGUAAAAUGCAUGAGCUUGUCUGGUAACAGAGAUG